AUGGCGCAGCCCGUCUGGGAAGGAAAGGUGGUCUGCAGGGAGGUGGGCAGCGGCUGCGAACGGGCGCCCGCGGGCAGAGAAGGGCCCCGAGACCGGUCCCCCGACUUCUGGCCCCCGUUCCUCGGAUCCCACCAGGCGGUAGUCGAUGGAGUCACACUGGCCCUGGCAACCCCUACCCCGCGGAGUCGGUUUGAGCCGCGCUAUACGAGGAUCCCGGCUCAUAGCCACCCUAUUGGACGUUCCUGGUUUCUGUUUCAGUUUUAUCUCCAUGCCCUUAUUCGUGUCUGUCCCACAUUGAAUCCCCAUCGAGUGACCAGAUCCACACGGGGUGCUAGCAGCUCUCUGUUCCUGGGAGUGGAAGGAGCUGCGGAGGAGCAUCUCAGCCCUGAAAAGUGGCAUGUUUUCUCCGCUCCGCAGUUCUGCCUCCUGGGGGCACUGCUGGCCCCCAUCCGAGUGCUCCUGGCCUUUGUCAUUCUCUUUCUCCUCUGGCCCUUUGCCUGGCUGCAAGUAGUGGGUCUAACGGAGGAGCAGCUUCAGGAGCCAAUUACAGGAUGGAGGAAGACGGUGUGCCACAAUGGGGUGCUGGGCCUGAGCCGUCUACUCUUUUUCCUGCUGGGCUUCCUCCGGAUUCGAGUUCGAGGUCAGCGGGCCUCUCGCCUUCAAGCUCCAGUUCUUGUUGCUGCCCCCCACUCCACUUUCUUUGACCCCAUUGUCCUGCUGCCCUGUGACCUGCCCAAGGUUGUGUCCCGAGCCGAGAACCUUUCUGUGCCUGUCAUUGGAGCCCUUCUUCGCUUCAACCAAGCCAUCCUAGUAUCCCGGCAUGACCCAGCUUCUCGACGUAAAGUAGUAGAGGAGGUUCGAAGACGGGCAACCUCAGGAGGCAAGUGGCCCCAGGUGCUGUUCUUUCCUGAGGGUACUUGUUCCAAUAAGAAGGCCCUGCUUAAGUUCAAACCAGGAGCCUUCAUCGCGGGGGUGCCUGUACAGCCUGUCCUCAUCCGCUACCCCAACAGUCUGGACACCACCAGCUGGGCAUGGAGGGGCCCUGGAGUGCUCAAAGUCCUCUGGCUCACGGCCUCUCAGCCCUGCAGCAUCGUGGAUGUGGAGUUCCUACCUGUGUAUCACCCCAGCCCUGAGGAGAGCAGAGACCCCACCCUCUAUGCCAACAACGUCCAGAGAGUCAUGGCCCAGGCCCUGGGCAUCCCAGCCACCGAAUGUGAGUUUGUGGGAAACAUGCCUGUGAUAGUAAUGGGCCGGCUGAAGGUGGCGUUGGAGCCGCAGCUCUGGGAACUGGGAAAAGUGCUGCAGAAGGCGGGGCUGUCCCCCAGCUGUGUGGACGCUGGGGCAGAGCCAGGACGGAGUCGAAUGAUCAACCAGGACGAGUUUGCCAGGCAGCUACAGCUCUCCGAUCCUCAGACAAUGGCUGGUGCCUUUAGCUACUUCCAUCAGGACGCCAGGGGUUUGGUGGACUUCCGCGAUGUGGCCCUCUCACUGGCUGCUCUGGAUGGGGCCAGGAGUCUGGAGGAGCUGACACGCCUGGCCUUUGAGCUCUUUGCUGAAGAGCAAGCUGAGGGGCCCAGCCGCCUGCUGUACCAGGACGGCUUCAGCACCAUCCUGCACCUGCUGCUGGGGUCGCCCCGCCCUGCCGCCGCCACUCUGCAUGCUGAGCUGUGCCAGGCCGGCCCCAGCCAAGGUCUCUCCCUCUGUCAGUUCCAGAACUUCUCCCUCCACGACCCCUUCUAUGGGAAGCUCUUCAGCACCUACCUGCGUCCCCCACAUACCCCGAGAGGCACCUCACAGAUAGCAGAUGCCUUGUCCCCAGGUGGCCCCACUGCUCUGGCUAAUGGGACUGUGCAAGCGCCUAAGCAGAAGGGUGACUGAGUACCUCGGCCCUCCUCACCUCAUCCUCCCCGGCUCACCACCUCACCCCCCACCCCACCCCGCCCCGCCGACUCAGGGCAGCGCCAGGGGCCUACCCUGUGCCUCAACCCAACCUCUGCCCCUGUUGGAUUUGUUUUUGUUUAAGUUGGUUUUAAU
Echinops telfairi (small Madagascar hedgehog) is the source of this 2034-nucleotide messenger RNA. RefSeq names its product lysophosphatidylcholine acyltransferase 4 (gene LPCAT4). Gene Ontology annotation, molecular function: 1-acylglycerophosphocholine O-acyltransferase activity. Lineage: Eukaryota; Metazoa; Chordata; Mammalia; Afrosoricida; Tenrecidae. The transcript has 15 exons. Gene Ontology annotation, biological process: phosphatidylcholine acyl-chain remodeling. Gene Ontology annotation, cellular component: endoplasmic reticulum. The coding region runs from base 1 to 1878 and encodes 625 amino acids. The record is from RefSeq and is a predicted model, not a curated record.